This is a messenger RNA of Delphinapterus leucas (beluga whale), 1555 nucleotides long. Lineage: Eukaryota; Metazoa; Chordata; Mammalia; Artiodactyla; Monodontidae. The record is from RefSeq and is a predicted model, not a curated record.
CCCUUUUUGUCCUCACCACCUUCUUCUCGACCCUUCUCUGAAUCUCCACGGUAGCAGCCGCCCUCCCUGGGUCUGUGCAUUGCUUUGUGGCGCUGUGCCUCAGUGACCCCCUCAUCUCACUUUCUCCCGACUCCCCCUCCCGGCUCAGCGCCUGGGGGCCUGGCCCUGGGAAAGGAAGGAUGGUUCCCGAGGUAAGGGUCCUCUCCUCCUUGCUGGGACUCGCGCUGCUCUGGUUCCCCUUGGACUCCCACGCACGAGCCCGCCCAGACAUGUUCUGCCUCUUUCAUGGGAAGAGGUAUUCCCCCGGCGAGAGCUGGCACCCCUACCUGGAGCCCCAGGGCCUGAUGUACUGCCUGCGCUGUACUUGCUCCGAGAGUGCCCAUGUGAGCUGUUACCGCCUCCACUGCCCGCCUGUCCACUGCCCCCAGCCUGUGACCGAGCCACAGCAGUGCUGUCCCCGGUGUGUGGAACCUCACACCCCCUCUGGGCUCCGGGCCCCACCAAGGUCCUGCCAGCACAACGGGACCACGUACCAACAUGGAGAGAUCUUCAGUGCCCACGAGCUGCUCCCUUCCCGCCUGCCCAACCAGUGUGUCCUCUGCAGCUGUACCGAGGGCCAGAUCUACUGCGGCCUCAUGACCUGCCCAGAACCGGGCUGCCCUGCACCCCUCCUGCUGCCCGCCUCCUGCUGCCAGGCCUGCAAAGAUGGGUCAAGUGAGAAGUCAGCUGAAGAGGAUGCCACGCAGUCACACCGUGGGGUGAGACAUUCCCAGGAUCCGUGUUCAGGGGACGGUGGGAGAAAGAGAGACCUGAGCACCCCAAGCCCCACUGGCCCCAGCUCCCCCCUGGGCUUCCUCCCUCGCCACUUCCGACCGAAGGAGGCAGGCAGCACGACAGUCAAGAUUGUUUUGAAGGAGAAACAUAAGAAAGCCUGUGUGCAUGGCGGGAAGACGUACUCCCAUGGGGAGGUGUGGCACCCAGCCUUCCGCUCCUUUGGACCCCUGCCCUGCAUCCUGUGCACCUGUCAGGACGGCCGCCAGGACUGCCAGCGCGUGACCUGCCCCACUGAGUACCCCUGCCGUCAGCCCAAGAAAGUGGCUGGGAAGUGCUGCAAGAUUUGUCCAGAGGACAAGGCAGACCCUGGCCACAGUGAGAUCAGUGCCACCAAGUGUCCGAAGGCGCCGGGCCGGGUCCUUGUCCACACAUCAGUAUCCCCAAGCCCGGACAACCUGCGUCGCCUGGCCCUCGAGCGUGAGGCUUCUGAACAGGUGGAGAUCUACCUCUGGAAGCUGGUAAAAGGAAUCUUCCACUUGAUUCAGAUCAAGAAAGUCAGGAAGCAAGACUUCCAGAAAGAGGCACAGAACUUCCGGUUGCUCACUGGCACCCACAAAGGUCACUGGAACGUCUUCCUAGCCCAGACCCCGGAGCUGAAGGUCACGGCCAGUCCAGACAAAGUGACCAAGACCUUGUAACACAGACCUGAACAGCUGCAGAUGUGAGCUUUAUUAUUUUUGUUGCUAUAUAUUAAUAAAUAAGAAGUUGCAUCACCCCUCAA